Pangasianodon hypophthalmus (striped catfish) is the source of this 2428-nucleotide messenger RNA. Its product is annotated as guanine nucleotide-binding protein subunit alpha-11. Bases 379 to 1485 code for a protein of 368 amino acids. The transcript is spliced from 8 exons. Gene Ontology annotation, cellular component: heterotrimeric G-protein complex. Gene Ontology annotation, biological process: adenylate cyclase-modulating G protein-coupled receptor signaling pathway; phospholipase C-activating dopamine receptor signaling pathway; action potential. The record is from RefSeq and is a predicted model, not a curated record. NCBI's taxonomy places the organism in Eukaryota, Metazoa, Chordata, Actinopteri, Siluriformes, Pangasiidae. Gene Ontology annotation, molecular function: guanyl nucleotide binding; G protein-coupled receptor binding; G-protein beta/gamma-subunit complex binding.
AGCCGUGUUCUCAGUGCGAGGCGUGUGGUGUGAGGGUAUAAGCCGGGGCUAGCACUGAGUGAAGCUCACUCGCUCACUCCCUCACUCCCUUCACUCACUCCCUCGAGUCGCAUUCCUCUGAUACGCAUCGGGAGCAGCCGCUCACAUACCUGUCAUAUUCCUCACCAAAGCUGCACUUCCGCGAGUCAUGCUGCUCGGCUGAGCGAAAAUAAUGCGAACGAGCUCGGCUAAUAUCGGCGCUUUUGGACUUUUCGAUGAAGACAAAAAGUUUCUGAUACAACUCCAGUUCACCUGAGCAAAAGAUGGAUCGUGUUUCCCACCGAGACUCACAGACCGUGUAAAGCUCCCGGAACAGGUGUGACAGCGAAUGAAGGGAAGAUGGGGGGCUGCUGGAGAUGGUGCUACCAAACCUGCACUUGCUGUCUGAGCGAGGAGGAACGGAAAUCAAUCGCUAUAGACAAGGAAAUCCGGAGAAUUCUCGCUGAACAGAAGAAGAGAGAACGCAGAGAAAUAAAAGUGCUCCUACUGGGCACGGGAGAGAGUGGGAAAACUACUUUUAUCAAGCAGAUGAGGAUUAUCCAUGGGAAGGGAUUCUCUGAGGAAGACAGACGCGCCUUCGCAAAACUGGUUUUCCAGAACAUCUUCACAGCAAUUAAGGCAAUGACAGCGGCCAUGUCAGCCCUCAGGAUUCCCUACACCAACCAACAGAACGAGGCAUAUGCUCAACGGAUUCAAGCCGUAGAUAUCCAUCAGGUGAACCACCUGGAGCGAGUUUAUGUGGAUGCUAUUCAGUGCCUGUGGGCAGACACCGGACUUAAAAUCUGCUACAGUCGCCGGCGAGAGUACCAACUACUGGACUCCACUGAAUACUUCAUGACGAACUUGGAACGCAUCGCAGCCCAGGACUACAUCCCCACUUCUCAGGAUGUGCUGCGGGUGCGUUUUCCAACCACCGGCAUCAACGACUACUCCUUCGUGGUGGAGAAGAUCACACUCAGGAUUGUGGACGUCGGGGGGCAGAAAUCAGAGAGGAGGAAAUGGAUCCACUGCUUUGAGAAUGUGACGUCGCUCAUCUUCUUGGCUUCGCUUAGCGAGUACGAUCAGGUCCUGGAGGAGAACAACAGAGAUAACCGUAUGGAGGAGAGUCUGACGCUUUUCUACACUACCAUCCACUCACCCUGGUUUGCCAAUGCCUCUAUCAUCCUCUUUCUCAAUAAAAUGGACAUCUUGGCUGAGAAGAUCAAGACGUCCGACCUGCAGAACUACUUCCCAAGGUUCCAAGGCAAGAAACGGGACCCCGAUUCAGCCAUGGAGUUCAUUCGUGAGAUGUACAAGCAGCAGGCGCAGAACCCUGAGAAGAAGGAAAACAAGACCAUUUACCCACACUUCACCUGUGCCACCGACACCAACAACAUCCGCAUGGUGUUCAACGAUGUGAAAGACACAGUGCUUAUCAAGUCUCUGCAGGAAUAUGGUGUGCUGUGACCAGGCCAGGUCAUGACUGCUUCUGAAGAUUGUGGAUAAACCCACCUGCCUCCUUCAUGUUUUUCCAGUGCCAUUUGUCGUUUGUCAGACAGUUCAUUUGUCUAAUUGUUUUGGGUGGUAGACAUGGUACAGACAUCUCCAGACAUUACAAUAACGGAAUGGGCCAAAGCUUGGCUGAAGAAAUCUUUAUGGUUUCUCAGCCAUGUGACAAUGAGGACAGAUUUUUUUUUUUUUUCUCUUCCUGCUUGUAUGCAACACAACAAUUCUGUGGUGAAAAUGAAAACGCUCUGCAUUUUGCAUUCGACUUCUGCAGUGCCUGCUGGAGGGACUACGUUUCACUGUACACACAAAGUGAUCCACGUAGAUCGAGAGAAAUCUGACUUCUCUCAAUAAGAACAUUAGAAUGAAUUAAAAUUUUUUCUAGAAAGUGUAUAUUGACGUCUCUCAAAAGGAUGCUGCAUAUUUGAUCAACUUUAUUUCUGGGGUUACAUGAUUUGUUGGUGUUGCGGUUAUAACAGAACACACUGUUUGACUAUUCAAUAUCUUUACAGUCAAAUAUAAGAGACUGCAGGCUGUAAGAGCUCAAUUUCUUCCUCUGGGACUAAGUCUUAUGUCCUUAUCUACAGGGACACUUCUUUUUAUCAUUUUCAUACUAUUGUUUUCAUUCUGUAAUUAUUUUCUCAGUAUGCUCUUUUUAAUGAGAGUAUAGUUGCUCUCUGUAUAAUUUAUAUUUAUCAUAUGGUCUUAGUAUUGUGUCUAGCAAAUGUUAUAAAUAUAGGUGCUUAUAAUCAUUUGUAUCAUGUAGGGUGAGCUGAAUUUGUAUUUUUAAGCAACUGAAGAUAAAAUAUCUCAAAGAAAUGAAGGACGUUCUGAUGUGUUAUCUGUGCUCACCUUUUAACCUACGAAUGAUUUGUCCAUUACAUUGGGAAUAAACUUUUAACUG